Arabis nemorensis is the source of this 357-nucleotide messenger RNA. Lineage: Eukaryota; Viridiplantae; Streptophyta; Magnoliopsida; Brassicales; Brassicaceae. The record is from the annotation of a GenBank genome assembly.
AUGGAGACUGGUCUAAGCGAGAUCGGAAGCACGAAGAUGUUCGAUGGCUUCAACAAAAGAUACAAACAUUACAGUCCGACACUAGGAUGUUCCAUGACUUUCUCUGUCUACUUCCCUCCUUCUUCCUCAUCUUCCGGUAAAUUCCCUGUUAAAGAUGUCAAGAGCCACAUACAUAGUCGGUGCACUUGCAGGAUCUGCGGUGAUAGCAUACGCACUACUCCGGGAACUGUUUCUAACAAGGCAUGGUGGGCUGCGACUGAAGAGAGAUUCCAAGCGUGGCCAAGAACCGCUGGUCCUCCAGUCGUGAUGAACCCAAUCAGUCGCCAGAACUUCAUCGUCAAGUCACGCUCUGAAUAA